Penicillium olsonii is the source of this 4893-nucleotide messenger RNA. The record is from the annotation of a GenBank genome assembly. NCBI's taxonomy places the organism in Eukaryota, Fungi, Ascomycota, Eurotiomycetes, Eurotiales, Aspergillaceae.
AUGGCAGCUGAUGUAUCCACCCAGGCAAAGCCUGCUGCGUCAGUUAGCAUGGAGGACAUUGCGCAGAAGGUGCAAUUGUUGUCGGAGAAGACACUCCGAGAUAUCGCCAAAGGACCUCUGGUGAAAUUUACACUGGCAAAUCAAGACAUCGAAAAUGUGACCAGGGUAUGGCAAUCAUUGAUACAAACACUAUCAACGGCGUCUUUAUCGCCAGGACAUUCUGCGGAAGCAUGCAAUGCGACUUCUGCAUUCAUCGAUGCUGCUACCAAGUCGAAAUCCGAUGAGACUAAGCAGCUGGUUCUAUCACAAGAAGUUUGGCUGUCAGUCUUCGACAUCUGUUUAAAUCGAUACGAAGACGCCAAACCAAAGCCAAUCAAGCUAAUUCUGUCUUCAAUCACCGCUGUCUUGGCUAAGGGCCAUCAGGGCGCGUCAAGAACAGCCAUUCAAACCGCGGUAAUUGAUGCAGUCAUCCCUAGCAUCGUGCUUGGUGAGCCUCAAUCACGCCUUAAAGGAUGUUUGGUAUUCCUAGACUCUUUUAUCAGAAGAGAUGCCAUCUUGCCCAGCGAGUUCAUUCCGUUACUUCGCGAAUGGCUCGCUAUGAACAAGGAACGAUGGGUUUCCUUCUUCAGCAAAGAUCAUGAAACCCUUUCUCUCGGCGGAACCGAGGCCACCCUGGAGAGUGUGUCUGACAACUUGUCAGAUGAAUUAGCGGCCAAAAUAUUCGUCCUGGGGCUUCUGGUCCAGACCAACAAUAAGACGAUGUCCGUCCCUGCGGGUAAUCUACUGUCAGUUCUGAUCCAAAAGAUGAAACCCGAAACAUCCGCACAGAAGCUGUCAGAAAUGUGGGUGUCUCCGGCCAGACAUCUGGUCUUAGAUAAUGUGGAUACGUUGGAGGAUCUCUCCAGCAGACUUCUUCAGCCGCUGUUCACUGUGGAUCCCAAUGGCUUCAAGAUGUUCCUCGAGACACUUCCGGUGAAGAGUCUACUCGAGGGAGAUAUGACUGAUGCGCCUGAGGCGGAGUACAUGGUUCUUUUUGCUGCACUGCAAAUUGGAAAAAAGAUCAACCUGGUUCAUGAGGAUUAUAUCUUCGAUUCUGGCAAAUUAAAAAUUGAAAACAACGACAUACUGAUCCUCAAGAGUGAGGUCAUUGGCAGGUUUUUGCUUCACCGUGAACCUAGCAUCCGUAUUGCGGCUCUGUCUCUGUUGAUCACAACAUCUUCCACAAUCAAGCCAUUCACAGUUGGCGCAACCCAAGCAAUUCUCAAAGGACUCCCGUCCAUGCACGCGGAAUCCGAAGCAUAUGCCCGAGGUGAAAUUCUGAGUAUGAUGCGCAAGUUCAUUGUCCGCCUAAAGGGUGGUAUCGUGAGAGAGGAAGAUGCCGGUUUGAAGAUCCAGAAAGCCACCAGCAAACCAGCUACAGGUCACGCCCGCAACGAAACUGAGACAAAGGAGUUCCUGAAAUCAUACCUUACUCUGUUACAACAUGAUCUGCCUCUCGGCGCAUCAUACGCGCGGCAUAUCACAGCUCUCAAGUCUCUAAAGCUUUUGAUUGACUCAGGACUUGACCCACGCACAAACAUCAAGCUGCAGAAGUCUGAGAUGGAAAAUCUUUGGAAAGUCCAAGUCAAAGUUUUCGACGCUCAUCUACUUCGACUACUCAUCGAUCUAUUGUUAGAUUCAUUCGAAGAAGUUAGGCAAACUGCUCUUACCAUUCUGAAUCUCUGCCCGAGAGAAUUUCUGCUUGAAUGUCUGCAAAACUCGACAAAUGUAGGCAUGCGCCUGACAGAUGCACUGACCCGAGCAGAGAAUCUGGCAAGCAAUACAAGCAGAGCUGAUCACGCGGAUACCGUUGCUCGACUUUAUCAUCUCAUCUUUUGCGCUGCCUUGCCCGGGAACUCCGCCCAAGGAACACCAGGCUGGUGGUCAACGAAAGCCUCAGUCGUGGACACAAUCUUGACUAAACUGGAGGAGCGUCUCCUGGGCGCAAAGAGCUUGUUCAACUCUGUUAUGCGCGAGGCGCCGCUCCAUGGGUAUACUUCUGGGUUGAGAUACAUUGUCCUCAUGCCAAACUUCCACACCUUAAUCUCGGAUGACUCAGAGUCCACCGCGUGGAGAUUGGUCCAUGGGCGCAUCGAUGCCAUCUGCGAUAGAAUCUGGCAGGAGGCUAAACCUCUACUGUGUAUUGAUUCGCCGGAGGGUCACUCAGAUGAGCCUCUCGAAGAUUUGAACGUGGGACCCAAAGAUGCUCUUUCAUAUUCGUGGAGAUCACUGCGUGAAUCAAGCAUUCUACUCCACGCAACUCUAUUGAACACGAGCUAUGGCCCAAGUGGGAAUUCUGGGCUCAACCGCACCGACUUUGAGAAAAUCGGAGGAGCCAGUUUCACCCAGCUUGCCGAGCUUCGACACCGCGGUGCCUUCACAAACGUUUCACAGACAUUCGCAACGUGUUGCCAACGCUGUAGUGCCUCAAAAGACCCAGCGAUCCGGGAACUGACCCGUGGCUGGUACCAGGAAGCCAAGUCAACCAUUUUCGGCUCGGCUUCCAAACUCACUCGUCGCUCUGCCGGUAUACCUGCGAUGGUCACCGGCAUCGUCGGAUCCGAUCCCGGAACACCAUUCUUCAAGGAAGCAUUGAACGAGCUGCAUAAGAUUUCUUACCUUGCUGUAGAGUACGACAAGGAAAGGCAGUACUUGGAGCUGCCUCAGGUUCACGCAAUGAACUGCCUGAAAGAUAUCUUCACCAACAACAAACUUGGCCCUUACACUGAGCCCUUCAUCAUGAAAGCAUUGACUCUAUCCGCUGAUCGCUUGGGAUCGCCUAUCUGGGCACUUCGCAAUUCAGGCCUGAUGUUGUUCCGUGCGCUCCUGACCAAGAUGUGCCGAGUUAUUCCAGGCGCUGGACCUGGGUUUGGAGGAUCAUCCGGGUCUGAACCAGGUGCUCGAAUUACAUUCCCGAAGUACCCGGGCCUCCUUGAGUUGCUCUCUGGUCUUUUGACAACGACACAAGGCGAGGCAGCUGAGGGCACUGAUAUCAUCACCGAACGAGUGUUCCCUGCCUUAGAGUUGGUUGGCGAUAAAGUUCCCAGCCUGGAUGAUUCUACCGAUGAGAUGCUUCGUGGACUGGUCUUGCCACACUUGAGCAGCCCCGUUUGGGGUGUCAGAGAACAUGCAGCCCGUGUAUAUGCGUCGUUGCUCACUCGCCACUCUAUCCCAGAAGAUCUCCGUCGCCUAGCGGUUCUUCCGGAAGUUGCCACUGAGAACUACAUCCAUGGUGUAGCUUUGACUGUGCGGUAUGCUCUUCGUCGCUAUGCAGCGACGACCGAUGACUUCUGGAUGGGAAAUCUCGACGGUCUCUUCGAGACUCUUCGUUCCUUGUUGGGAGUGCUCUUCAGUGCUGGGAAAUCGCCCACAGUUGCAACUGAGCUUGUUGAAAUCCUCAACGGCACGCUAGAACGAGCUAUUCAAGCGCAUGGUGAAGAAAAAAUUACUUCUUUCAUCAGCGAGAUGUUCGAAGUCCAUGACUUAAAUGAAGUCUUGGGCUUUGUAUUUGGCACCUCCUACACUGGCUGGAAUCUCUCAAGCGUCACUCGAGCAUCCGCUCUACUUAGAAGAGCGCUGGCUUGGUGCAGUGUGAUGAAAAUGCUUGCCUCGAAGGAAUGGGAGCAACUCCCAGCUUUCUACCAAGGUGUCUCCCAGUUUGACCCUGAUGUCGCUCGCUGGAUCUCAGAGCAGCUUCAUGAAACCAUUGGCGAUGAUGAAAGAUAUAGAAAACCAUUGUACGAGCUCUACUCUUCAGUGGUAUUGGGAUCGGGAGCACCAGACGUCAAGACAAUGGCUGCGUCAAACCUAGCCUCAAUCCUGGAGAAUCUGUUGUCGUCUCAACCUGAUACCUUGGCAACCAUAGAUCUUCCCUGGGAGGCUAUCUUGGAUGCUUUCAGACCCGAGACUGAAAUCGAGACCUGGAAUCGAGAGGCGACCGACGCCGAGCUUCGCCUUCGUGGCUGCUUACUGGCGAUUCGCACAACUUUGAACCCUCAACAUGCACCAUCCUCUUUCGAGGCCGAUGUGCAGAAUUUGACGAUCAAGCUUCGCUCAGCCCUAAGUGAAGAAACAGAAUUUACUACUCGUUUUGCUGCAGUCACAUCUGUGAACAGCUUCUCACGGGCUAUUCGACCGGCUAGGAGUCAACCUCGCACCGACGCUGUCCUGUUGGAUGUCUACUUGACACUGUAUGAUUUGCUCAACGAUGACGACGAUGAGAUUCGCGAUGCCGCAGCAUCAACAGCCUCUUGGCUAUUGUCACACUCCUCGAUCUCCCCUGAUACCGAUGUUACUCUGGCGCCCUUGAAUGCCAGUGCUCUCCUGGCAGAAUUCAUCAUCCGUAAUUAUACGACAUCGCCAAUUCUUGGUAGACGAGUUCUACUAUACUUGACUGGCCAAGAACCAAGAAUCAGUGGAUCAAGCGAAACCAAGCGCCUUGUUCCCGUGUCCGACUUGAUUGCCGAGUAUCGACAGGACAGCACCGUGCUCUUUGAGGAGGAGAAGCAGAAUUUGUUCAUCGAUGAUGCUCGUGAGGUUCAGGUCUGGUCUCGAGCCCUGGUGCAAUUAGAGCAGUCAGCCUACACAGACUCCCCUGUGCAUGAAGUGUCCACCUGGGCCACUCAAGGGUUGUCCUAUCUGACAUCUCUUGUCGGCCCUGGCGCGGAGCCGGACGGUCUUCUGGGUUGGGCUUCCAAGCCGGAGAUCUUCAAUUUGGGAUUCCGUGUCAUUGCCAUUGCAUCGGCUUUGAAACCAGACGAGUCUCGAGAAUCCAUCGCGCGCUUGCUGGAACUAGGCCGGGAGGUAUCACUGCACGGGCAUCUGCUGGCUGUGCUUUCUGGUGUACUCGAGUAA